CAUUAUAUUCAUGUAUUUUAAUUAUUAUAUUGCAUAAUAUUUUAUAGUUAUAUUAAAAUAAAAAAUUAAUUAUAAUAUAAUAAUGACGCUCUCUCUACGCUCUGAAUAUGUAGUUAAUUCAGUAAUGUUGCAGUCAACAGCAUUUGAACGAUUAUGUAGUUAAUUCAGUAAUGUUGCAGUUUGUUGAAUUUUAUAUUACAUAUGCUUAUUUAGUUUAUUAAGGUUUGUUAUCCGGUAUUAUUCCGAAACGGUAUCACAAAUCUGCCGGUACGGUUUUUUAACAAAAAAAAUAUUAUUUAAUUACAAAAACGGUAUUUUGCCGGUACAAAACGGUUGAACCACGAUAGUACCACAAAAUACCCUACCACUGGCGGAGCCGGUAUGACUUCCGGUACGGUUUCCUUUACCAUGGUUUUGCGACACAUUGUUACCCAACAGCUUUCCACGACGCCGUACUGAACAAGAGAAGGUGUCGUUUGGUUCCUUCCUCCCAAUUCUCAGUGGCAGUGACCAGUAAUUAUUCGUCAAUACCGCGGCCAUUCUCCGAGCGCCCACUCUCUUCCUCCCGCGCGCAGGAAAACACACAGCGGCGGCGAGCCCUCUGCCCUUUCUUGCUUGAUCACGCGUUCCUUCACCUCCCCCUACCAAUCCAUUCUCAAAUCUGCGGCUCCCCUCGCAACCCUAGAAAUGUCGGGCUCCCAUUUCGCCACCGGCGACGCCGUCGAAGUCCUGAAGCGGGACGACGGCAGCGGCGGCGAUUCCUUCCAGCUCACUUACUACCCCGCCGCCGUCCGCCGAGCACCCGCCAAGCAGCGGAACAAGAUUCUGAUCGAGUACCAGACGCUGAAGAACGGGUCGGUACCAGCGAAGGAGCUCGUCGAUUGCUGCAGCGUGAGGCCCGCCCCGCCGCCGGACGCUGGGGCAUUGUUCAAAGAGGGAACCGACGUAGACGUCUACAGCGAAGGCGGUUGGCACGCAGGGAUUGUGAGGGAGAUACUUGGGAAUUCCAAGUACCUGGUGGCGUUCGCUCGCCGGAGUGAAGGAAUCGUGGCGGAGCAGUGCACUCUCAGGCACCAUCGGGACUGGAUUGGAGGCGAUUGGUUCCCGCCUCUACGGCAAGUCCUUCCGUCGAGGAAGCGCUAUGUGGAGGAGCCAAAACCUGGGAAGAUAAAGCUGAAGAUCAAACGCGGAAAAGGGGAAACCGAGAUAAUGUUGAGAAAAGGGACGAGAAUUGAAGUGAAAUCUGAUGAAGCCGGUUUCCAAGGUUCUUGGUUUGCUGGGAUCAUAAUCGAUCUCGAAGGGACGAACAAGUAUUUGGUUCAAUAUCUGAACCUACUAAAUGAGGAACAAACUGCUCCAUUGAGAGAAGUGGUAAGCGCUGGCAACGUAAGGCCUUGCCCACCUGAAACUCAUUCAGGUAACUGUUACAAGUUUCUUGACAAGGUGGAUGCUUGGUAUAACGAGGGCUGGUGGGAAGGUGUGGUGUUGCGAGUGGAUGAGAGAUCGAAUAAGUGUAUGGUCUUUUUCCCAUUUACAAAGGACAACGUUUAUUUUGAAGCUUCAAGUCUCAGGCGUCAUAUGGAAUGGGUGAAUGGGAAAUGGGUCAAGGAGAAAUCUGCGGAGGUCAACCAUGAGGUGAGACAGACAGACUCAGACCCCGGUUACAGCAAGGGAGUGAAGGUUGAGGUCAAAACUGAUGAAGUUGGUUACCAGGGUGCUUGGUUUGUGGCAACCAUUCUCGAUGUCCCCAGGAAGGAUAGGUAUCUGGUGCAAUAUGACAAUCUUCUCGCCAACGAUGAAACCAAGUUCCUGGAAGAGGAGGUGGAUGCUUCUGACAUCCGUCCAUGUCCUCCACAGGUGCCAGAUAUUCACCCUUAUGGAUUGCUCGAUAUUGUGGAUGCUUGGUGUAAUGAUGGGUGGUGGGUUGGCUGCAUUAUCAGAGCUUCUAGAGAGAUGAAGUACAGAGUCCAAUUUGGGACAGGAGAAGAGUUGGAUUUUCAGCAUACCCAGCUGAGGCCUCAUCAAGAGUGGAGUACUGGAAUGUGGUGCUCUGUUCCUAAGGAUUGGAAGUUUUGAUGACUACCCAUCUAAAGGAGAGUAUAUCCAGUUGAAGAAUCUAACUCUAGAAAACCAGAAAUAGCUCGGAGGAUGCGAUUGGGUCGGUAGAGAAAUAGCCUUCGCAGUAGGGAAUCCUACUUCUUUAUUUAUUUACCUAUUUAGUAUUUACCAGUAGAAAAGUGGUUACAACCUCUUAUCCUCACCUAUGCCAUACCCCCUCCAUUUCCCCAUAGUCAGGAUAUAUGUACAAGUAACUGUGGAGACUGUUGCAGAAGAACUGCCUUUAACUUGGACGAGUAUAAGAGGUUCCUGUGUAUACAUUCCUCUGUGUUCAUGUUAUCUCAGCAAGUUGUUGUCUGAAGUUGACUGUCUUGGUGUUUUCGGAGUUCUAGAGUAUCAUUUUCGACGAGUCAAGAGGUAACUAGAAUGGUUUAUCCUCUUUCGAUUCGACUGUUUAGCUGGUAAUGAGGUUUGCUUUUCCUUUUCCGUUUUCCAGCUGAAGAUGAUGCGCAACAAAAGAGGAAGAAGACAUGAUAGUAGAAGAUAACACAAGGGAUAGGCUACCCGAUUCUCUCCCUUCGGCCUCCAAUCCCAGCCAGCACAUUCUUUUCCCUACAUGAGAGUUCCAGAGAUGAACAGAACUUCAAUGGUUUUAUGCAUAUUAAUACUCGUAAAUCGUAAUCAUGUUCAUGGGUCUCUUGUGAGGGUUCGAGUGUCCCAUUCGUUAAAAAGCCAGUCGGAUUCCCGAUUUCACCUCCUUCCCCGCAAUCACCCACGAACAGGGACAGCGGGAAUGGCUUUAGGAAACCCCGUCGGAGUCUUGAAUAUAGGCGGGUUCGGGCG
This is a messenger RNA of Linum trigynum, 2901 nucleotides long. NCBI's taxonomy places the organism in Eukaryota, Viridiplantae, Streptophyta, Magnoliopsida, Malpighiales, Linaceae. The record is from the annotation of a GenBank genome assembly.